Messenger RNA from Triticum dicoccoides, 2103 nucleotides. Its product is annotated as receptor-like protein 46. Gene Ontology annotation, molecular function: protein binding. The transcript has a single exon. NCBI's taxonomy places the organism in Eukaryota, Viridiplantae, Streptophyta, Magnoliopsida, Poales, Poaceae. The record is from RefSeq and is a predicted model, not a curated record. The coding region runs from base 1 to 2103 and encodes 700 amino acids.
AUGACAAGACUAGCUCACCUCGCCGGCGCGGCCGCACUCUUCUUGCUGGCAGCCGCCAUCCCGGCAACGACUGUUGCGGUGCUGCCCUCAGAGGCCGAUGCCCUUCUGGCAUGGAAGGCAAGCCUCAUCGACGCAGCCGCGCUCUCCAGCUGGACCCGGGCCACACCCGUAUGUGACUGGCAUCGGGUGUACUGCGACAACAAAAGCGUCGUGGUGGGUCUAGGACUAUAUAGACUCGGUCUAUCGGGCCGGCUUGAUACGCUCGACACCGUGGCGUUCCCGGCGCUCACCCAUCUGGACCUCAGCAUCAACGACCUUGGCGGCGCCAUCCCGGCCAGCAUCUCGCAGCUGCGCUCCCUCAAAUCACUCAACCUCAACAAUAACGGCUUCAAUAGCACCAUCCCGCCGCAGCUCGGUGACAUGCCCAACCUCCUCUCCCUCGAGCUCGGUAGAAACAGGCUCGUCGGCAAUAUCCCGCGCCAGCUCUGCAGGCUCAUCUCCAUAAGGUCACUGCAAAUUUUUGACAACCAGCUCAGCGGAGAGCUUCCCAACUGCUGGUGCAACCUCAAGUCUCUGCAAGACAUGGACCUGUCCGGAAACCUGCUCACCGGGGAGUUCCCGAACUGCUUGGGCAACCUGGAGGCUCUACAGUACAUGGACCUGUCUGAUAACUCUUUCUCAGGUGAAUUCCCGGCAGCUACCGCAAGCCACAACUGCUCUCUCAUCUCACUAUAUCUCGCCAGAAAUGCUUUUGUUGGAGCUUUCCCACUCUUGGAUGGUUGCCACUCGCUGGUCGCCCUCGACAUCAGCAGCAAUAGGUUCAACAGCUCCAUUCCGCCGCAACUCGGUCACAUGCCCAGGCUCUUCAUCGUCCUUCUCUACAAUAAUAGCCUCGUAGGUAACAUCCCACAUCAGCUCUGCAGGAUCGUCUUCAUUUUAACUCUAGAUUUGUCCAACAAUCUGCUCGACGGGGAGCUCCCGGACUGCUGGUGCAACCUCAACUAUCUGCGGUACAUGGACCUAUCUAAUAACCGGCUCAUGGGGAAGCUCCCAAACUGCUGGUGGAACCUGAAGGCUCUGCGUUUCAUGGAUCUAUCCAACAACUCCUUCUCAGGUAAAAUUCCCGCGGCUGUGGCAAGCUACAACUGCUCCCUUACGUCACUUUAUCUCGCCGGAAAUGGCUUUGUUGGUGCUUUCCCGCCGGUCCUAGAGGGUUGCAACUCCCUAACCACUCUGGAUCUAGGGAAUAACAUGUUCUUUGGUGUUAUCCCUCCAUGGAUUGGGAGUCAGGUUCCAAUGCUUAGAAUCCUUAGUCUCAGAUCAAACAACUUCACUGGAGAAAUUCCUCCAGGUUUAUCACAGCUUUCACAACUUCAGUUGCUCGACAUGUCCAACAAUAGAUUGACUGGCUCGAUUCCUUUAGGCUUCGGCAACUUAACCUCCAUGAGGCACCCAAAAAAUGUUUCCGCAAUAAUUGAAUUGUUGUGGCAUAAAUAUGAUGACAGACUUGGCAUAAUCUGGAAGGGCCAGGAUCAGAUUUUCAGAGGCACAAUCGGAUUAUUAGCUGGUAUUGAUUUAUCAGACAAUUUGCUAUCACAAUGCAUCCCCGAAGAGUUAACCAAUCUUCAGGGCCUUCUGUUCAUAAACCUAUCAAGAAACCAUCUAUUGUGCCGCAUUCCCCAAGGCAUUGGUAGCCUCUCUUUUCUUGAGUCCCUCGAUCUAUCAUCUAAUCAACUUAUUGGAACCAUUCCUCGAAGCAUCACACAAUUAUCGUGGCUCACCAUGUUGAAUGUCUCGAACAAUCUUUUGUCAGGCAAGAUACCCAUUGGGGGUCAGCUUCGGACCCUGACCGACCCAUCGAUUUACUCCAACAAUUCUGGGCUAUGUGGGUUUCCUCUCGACAUUUCGUGUGAUAAUACUUCGCUUGCACCAGAUGAGAGAAAUGGUGAAGAGGAGGACCACUGGAUGUACUACUGUGUGAUUGCUGGGAUUGUGUCUGGACUCUGGUUGUGGUUUGGGAUGCUCUUUACAGUUAAGUCCAGGAGAUGUCGUUUUCUUUCCUUUGUUGAUGGCAUGCAAUGUAAAAUUAUGAAAAAGUUGUGA